Molecule: messenger RNA, 2592 nt
Organism: Prorocentrum cordatum
Lineage: Eukaryota; Dinophyceae; Prorocentrales; Prorocentraceae
Source: the annotation of a GenBank genome assembly
AUGGGGGGCGACGGGGAUGAGACGAGCCCUGCGCAUGUGCGCCAAGAACCAGAGUGGGUGACAAGCCUCGCGACGCUGGCUGCGAGAAACUUCAAGAGGGUCCAGAAUGACGCGGUGAACAGCAUCAUGCAGAAGAAUGCUGAUUUCACCAUGUCCCUGCCGAUAUGGGUCGCCACGGUCUUGAACAUGUGCUCGAUGACCCUGCCAGCAGCGUGGCCAUUGGAGGGUGCUGUAGAGAAGGCGUACGAGCAUUACUACCAGGAAAAAGGGUGCUACGCGUUCCCACCGCCUGGCCACAUCGUCGAGGUCAGCUUCUACAAGACCCUGGCGCCGGAGAUGGUGCGGAAGUUGCAGCGCGAUAGCCUGGGCUCGCUGUAUUUGGCCUGGCUCAUGCUGUUGCGCGACGUGCAGGAGAAAGAAGAGAAGCUCGCCAAGAUCGUGGAAGCGGCAAUGCAAGUCCCGAUGAAGUUCACGAAGCGGAACAAUGACAACGAGCGCGUGCUGAAGGUAUACCAGUAUAAGGAGGACGAAGAGAAGAAUGCGGAGUUGUUGGGCCACUCCCUCCUUGGCCGAGCGCGCGAGCUAGCAGGGCUCCAAGAAGUUCUUCGUUCGAAUUCUCAGAGCAGCACGCCCCCGGCGAUCGAGGAGCUGUUCAAUUCUGGCGGCAUCACCUGGGCGCAUAAGGAGACUACGAUGAACUUGUACAACAUCAGGCUGCACCUCCGCAUCCUCAGACGCCUGUCGAUGGCAGUUGCCGACGUCGGCGCCCCGGCCUACAAGGACUCGGCCCUGUGCUACUUCGACCGCAACGAGGAGAUCUGGGGGCGCAAGCAUCCGAAUGUUACUAUGCAGGAGACGGGCAGGUCUUUUGAUGCAUUUCAGAGCGCAGUUCCAGACCUUGGAGACCUACGCGUGCUGGCGGAGACUUAUCAUGUCAUGCUUCUGCGCGGAUACAACGUGAAGGCGAGCGGCAGGCACGCCCCUGAGACCGCCAAGACGCUGAAGACAUUCCACAAGGAGUACCCAUCAGGUUUGGAUUUUGAUGGCAAGGAAUUGUUACAUGUCAGCCACACUUACCCGAUCCUUGGCGAGGGCACUGCGGAGAAGCUGAACUCAGAGAUCCUGCUCCCUACGAUGCUCAACAAGAAGUUUCAGGCAUUCCUCGGGCACCCCACUGCUCUGGCCGUCCCCUUCAUCAAGGACAUGUUGCCCGAGUUGGAUCAGCUCUACCAGGUGGACGUGGCUGAGCGCAGGGCCAAGGAGCGCGCGGUUCAGGGCGAGCGCGAAGAGUUCGACGUGGCUAUGAGCUGUGAGGCCAGCGGGUUAAUUACCGAAGACGAGAAGCAGCCGAUGAUUGCAGCAGGGGCUUCGCGCCUGUGGUUCUUCAACGCGGGCACCGACUCCACGAAGGACCCCAACAACAAAGCAUCUGCGUGGCGCAUGAAGGCAACGCCAGACGAGGACCACAUCAACCAGAUGGUCAACAUCGUGGCGUCGUUCAUCAAUGAGUCAGAUUCCGCCGUGAUCGUCAGCGGCCGCAACAAGCUAUUCCAUCGUGCCGCAAAGAAGAUGGUGAUGCAAUGCAAGCCCAAGCUCGCGGUCAAGGAGUUGGAGAUGCUGCCAGACGAGGGCGAGGUGUCGCAACACCUCCGCGUCGAGAGCAGCGUAGUUGGCACCGUGGACCUCACCGACCAGUACCUGCACAUCAUGAAGACCAAGCGCGCCAUGGACACGAAAAGAGGACUCCCUCGGCGAUUCGUCCCAGGGAACACGGCAUUCCGGACAAUGGCUGGCAUUCCCGUGGUCUCCAAGGACAGCAUGGUAAAGGUAUCGUAUUCCGACCGCGAGGCAGUCUUCAAGCACGUGUGCGGCUCGGAGAAGUGGACUCCUGGGGCGAAGGCGGCCAAGGGCCAGGACCUGUCCGACGAUGACGACGACGAGGCACCUGAAGAUACAGCAGUUGACCCCCUGGAGGCGAUCAACGGCGGCACUGCCACAUUAGUCGUCCUGUUCUGGAUGGAGCUGCACUUGAGGGCCGGGGCCCGCGUGUUGAUCAAUUUCACUCCGGGGGCUGGGCACAUGAUCAAGGCGGCGUUCAUGCUCAGUGUGAAAUCGAUAGUCGUGCGUCAUAACGAAGCUCACGUCAAAGUGCUGAGCGACGUCUUGCGUGCGCACCUGCUCGACGAGAUCCAGAAAUCUGGGCCCGCAUCAAGCAGGUUCCUCCCAGCGGACAAAGACGAGCGCCUGGAGAAGUGCAAGCCUGAGCGCCUCAAGCUGUGCGAGAUGCAGCGGAAGCGGAGCGCUGGCGACUCGGACCUCAUCAGCCCCGAGGCGAAGAGGACUGCGCUUGGGUCCUCAGUCGACGCGAUGCUGGCCAGCUUGGAGGGCACGCCGACCCCGAAGGCCAAGGCAAAGGCCAGGGCCAAGGGCAGCGAGACCCCCGAGGCCGAAGCAGGAAGCAGCCCUGCUGCUGGAGCUGAGGGAUCCGCUGGGGAGGCGGGGAAGGUGAAAGGCAAGGCGGAUGCCUCGUCUGAUGUAGCAGGCCCAGCGGAGGACUUGCAGGCCUUGCUGGCGCAGUGGUCUAAUAAGUAG